AUGCCGUCAACAACAGAUGGCAAUUUGCAAUUUGACUCGGUGGAGGACGUGGUAGCUGCGUUCAAAUCGCUAACGGUAUCUGUGACAGAAAAUGGCCAGUUCGUCAUCAUCCUCGACUCGCAAGACCGCGAGAACGAGGGCGACUUGAUCAUCGCCGCCGACGCCGUCACAGACGCCCAGAUGGCGUUUCUGGUGCGAUACUCGAGUGGCUACGUCUGCGCACCCAUCCUGCCCUCACACGCCGACAAACUGCAACUCCCCCAAAUGGUGAUCAACAACGCCGACCCGCUCAUCACCGCAUACACAAUCUCCAUCGACUCCAACGACGCCUCCGUAACAACAGGGAUAUCCGCGCACGACCGCGCCCUGACAUGCCGACGCCUGGCUGACCCUGCCAUCAAACCGGACAACUUCCGCCGCCCCGGCCAUAUCCUGCCCCUGCGUGCUCGCGCCGGCGGCGUGCGCGAGCGUAGAGGCCAUACUGAAGCCGCCAUUGAUCUGUGCCGGUUGGCCGGCCGCGCACCCGCCGGUGUGAUUGGUGAGCUGGUCGAGGAAGGCGAUGUCGUUGACGGCGUCGCAGAGGUUACUGGAAACAAUGACAUGAUGAGGAGGGACUCCUGUCUCAGGUUCGGUCACCGGUUCGGCAUCAAAGUCACCACGAUUGAGGAUAUGGUGGCGUAUUUGACAAAGGUGGAUCCGUCGGGGGAUCUGGCUAGUGCUAACGGUCAUUAA
Talaromyces rugulosus is the source of this 732-nucleotide messenger RNA. RefSeq lists its product as uncharacterized. The coding region runs from base 1 to 732 and encodes 243 amino acids. Gene Ontology annotation, biological process: riboflavin biosynthetic process; aerobic respiration. The record is from RefSeq and is a predicted model, not a curated record. Gene Ontology annotation, molecular function: 3,4-dihydroxy-2-butanone-4-phosphate synthase activity. Gene Ontology annotation, cellular component: mitochondrial intermembrane space; cytosol. NCBI's taxonomy places the organism in Eukaryota, Fungi, Ascomycota, Eurotiomycetes, Eurotiales, Trichocomaceae. The transcript is spliced from 3 exons.